UUCGACAGACCACAGCAUACCUAUCAGUCGCCAUUGUCAUGCAUGGAUAGGAGUUUAUUUGUUUUGAAUUGUAUUUAGAUAUCGUUUAACCUAUCAAUAAUUCCUCAAGCAAUUGAUUAGUGAUUAUGUCAAUGUUAUCCAGUUUUUUUUCAAGUAAUUUAAAGUUAUUUAGAAAACAAAUUUCCAUAAAAACAACAAAAUGUUUGUCCACAAAGGAGGUUUAGUUCCUAGAAUUUCCUGUAGGACUUCUGUCUACGUUAUUGAAUUUUCUGUAGCUCAGCAUAGCUUAAUUUUUAUUAAUGAAAGCUCACGAAUUUCAGUAGGAAAUCGGUGAUUUUCGUCAGUGGUAGUUGUAAUAUUUGUUUCGUAUUAAAUUGUGAAUAGGUGGCCCCAUAACAGUUAAGUGUAAAGCAUAUCUGAUACUGGUCAAAAUGGAACAGCAGAUGCUAGCCUGUCCUGUUUGCACACUCUUUCUUCGGGAAGGAAUGUCCAUGCAAAAUCAUUUAAAUACUCAUCCUAAAGAUCAAGUUAUCGAAGCUUUAGUUAGAUUAUAUACUUCUGGAAGACCUUUUAAUGCUUACAGUCCUCCAGCUAUCGUUAACCCUUAUCAGGUUGUAUCAGAAGAACACAUAUUUUUGGGUAGACAACAGGUUACCACUAAUAUAAUUCAUGCCCCUUUUAUGGGAUAUCCCGUUUAUCCUAACCAGCAAAUAUUGGGAUCAAGUGAAUUUACUCAGUCCGAAUCUAUGCAACUGAAUAUUUCUGGACAAGAAUCAGGAGUUAUAACCACAUUAGUAAAUUAUUCGAAUCAAGAAGACUAUAAUAGAGAACAGAUCGAGGAUGAAAAUCCAGAAAAAAUUAUUCCUGAGCAAUGUCAAAUAAAAGAAAACGAUGAAAUGAUGUUAAGUUGUAUGCCAAGUACAAGUCAUCCUGCAUCACCUAUGAGCCACCAUUCUGAAGCAACACACAUCACAGAUGAAGAUGGACAUUGUGACAAUGUAAUUGUUGCUGAUGAUCGAGAUUAUGAAGAUGAAGAAGUUGGAAAAACACAUUUGGAUGAAGAAAACGAUCCAGAAUUGAGUAGCUCUGGACUUAAUAUUGCUGCUGAUGAAAAAAUGCCCCCUAGGGGAGAACUCUCUGGACAAGAAAGUCUUGGAACUACUGUCAAUUCAGUCUGGCUUCCAGAGGCUACAGUCAUUUCAGAUCCAAUAUGGGUCGAUAAGCAGGAAGACACGAAAAAGAAGUUUCCAUGUCUUCAUUGCCAUGAGGAGUUCACCUGCCCCAAGGAAAGGAGGGUCCAUAUUGUUACUUUGCAUUGUUCAGCUGAAAAUUCAGAAAGCAAGGCAUUUCAAAAAGAAGUUAUAUGUCUGAAAUGUGGUCUCCAACUUCAAUCACAAAAAGAACUUAAAGCCCAUAUGCGAACAGAACAUAAAAGAGUUUCUAGACAGUGUACAGUCUGUAAUCAGGAAUUUGUUACCCAAGAGCUUUAUGCAGAGCAUUUAUUAAAAGUCCACCCUUUGGAAUGUAGGACUUGUGGUAAAACAUUUCAUACCAAAAAUAGUCUUUACAUUCAUGCAAAAAUUCAUAUGCCUGUAAAGCCAUAUGCCUGCACUCUCUGCUCUAAAACUUUUGUUACCAAUCAGAAACUAAAAGAACAUAUGAAUGGUCAUACUGGUUUUGCACCUCUUCAGUGUAACUUGUGUGACAAAAAGUUUAAGCGCUAUUCAAAUCUAAAACAGCAUAAAAACAAUGCUCAUUUACAUAUUAAAAAAAAAUCCAAAGAUUAUUUUUGUGAAUGUGGAGAAACUUUUAACACAAAAAAGAAGUUGGAAUGGCAUAAAGAAAUACAUGAAUCUAAACCAAAGCAAUGUAUGUAUUGUAGUGAAAGGUAUGUGCAUCUUGCUAGCUUGACUAGACACAUUCGUAGAGCUCAUGAUAGUCACUUUAUUCCACCAUCUGAAUCAAAUAUUAAAAAAAAGAAUGUAUCUUGUCCGAUUUGCAAUAUGGUAUUCAUGGAAAAAUCUUUAAAAUUGCAUAUGCUGCAACAUAGUUCUCCUAGACAAUAUGGGUGUAUAGUUUGUGGAAAACGCUUCCAAACUAAAUGGAAUUUACACUUCCAUAGAUGGACUCAUGCAUCCAGGAUGUCAAAGCCUUUUAAAUGCUCAAUGUGUAAAGGAGCCUUUGUAAGACUUUCAGAGUUGCAAGCCCAUCUUCGAACACAUUAUGGAACCAAACCAUUCACUUGUAAUCAUUGUGGCCGACAGUUCAAUAGGAAACACAAUUGGCAAAGGCAUGAAAAAGAACAUUUACAAGCUAAAAAAUAUAGCUGUAAUGAAUGUGGUAAAUCCUUUCACCGUAGCUACUACUUAGUUGACCAUUCACGAGUUCACACAGGUAUAAAACCAUAUUCUUGUCAUAUUUGCAAUAAAACCUCUUCUACCAAGUCGAAUCACAAUAAACAUGUAAAAACUCAUCAUGCCCGAGAACCUAUUAACUCAGAAUCUUAAUCUGCUGUUCUGUUUGAAUUAUUUUAAUUUCAACUGAUUAUGGGGCCACCUUGGCAUUAAUCAAUCAUCAUAUAGUUAAUUAAUUUUCAUAGUUAUAGAAAAUAGGUUUUAAAACAGAGAAGAGUACAAUUCAACCUUUAUUUUAAUGUUUUAGCUAUUUAUUUUAUUUUUUAAUUUUUAAGUUUCUUUUACUGUGUAAUGAUUUUACAAAUUAAGUUAAGAUUAGUGUAAUUAAGUUUCUACCUAUAAUAUUGUGAUAAUAGGAAUAUUUUAAGUAAAAAAAAAUACAAAGUGAAUAUCAUCGUAUUAUAUAUAUGAACUUUGUACAUAGUGAAAAAUUGUAAAUAUAUUUUAAAUUGAAC
Nezara viridula (southern green stink bug) is the source of this 2869-nucleotide messenger RNA. The record is from the annotation of a GenBank genome assembly. NCBI's taxonomy places the organism in Eukaryota, Metazoa, Arthropoda, Insecta, Hemiptera, Pentatomidae.